CUAUUAUCGGUGAACAAAAACGUCAUUCAGAGUUUUAUAAAAGUGGUCGCUAGCUUCUCUGUAACAUUAGCCGUUGCUUCCUCUGUUCGAAUCCACAGCAAGAGAAGAAGCAGAGACAUGAAAGCCCCUUCUUCUCUUUUCCUCAAAGGCCACGUCUUUCCUUCCUCUUUUUUUCUCCUCACAAACAGCCAACGGACACCUAAUGUAAAAAUGCACCCCAUGUUGUACUUAUGUAAAGCCAUCCAAACUAAUUCAUAUGAAAUUUCCAAUGGAAGCUAUCAUCCUACUGUUCAACACCCAACAGAAAAAAAUACGAUGGAGAAGCCAUCUAGGAAAACUGAAUCUAUUGGGGCAUUUCAAAAGUUGCCCAUAGUGAUGCCAUCAAUUGACAUUCUAGGAUCCGCAUUGAGAAAGGCGAGGAAGGUUUCUCCAACGAAAGGAAUUGCCAACAUUGCGAAAAGGGAGAAAAACAAGGGUGCAAAGCAACUUGAUGCAUUGAUGAAAGAAAUUGCUGUCCCCUUGAGGACCUAUGUGCAGAGUUUUCCUAACAAAACAUAUCUUCAUCCUUAUGAAAGAUCUCUGAUUGAGCUUACUCUUGGAGAUGGAUACUAUGAAAUGGUGCUACAGAAGGUAGAUGGUUUAAGGAAGAGAGUAGUAUCUGUUGGAAAGGAACAUGCUUCACUUUGUGCUAAGUCUUCAUCAAAGCGAGAAGCAGAGGAAAGGUUGAGUGAGGGUCUUAAGAAAAUUGAAGAGGUUUUUGCUCAAGAAAGAAAAGUUGUUGAUGAUUUGUUAGACAUAGCUAAGACUCUCAGAGCAAUGCCAGUAAUCAAUUUGGAAAUGCCAACUCUGUGUCUUGUUGGAGCUCCUAAUGUAGGCAAAUCUUCUUUGGUCCAUGUACUCUCUACCGGCAAGCCUGAGAUUUGUAACUAUCCCUUCACAACAAGAGGAAUUCUUAUGGGUCAUAUUAUUUUUAACAUUACGAAGUUUCAGGUUACAGAUACUCCGGGCCUGCUGAGGAGGCAUGAUGAGGACAGGAAUAAUUUGGAAAAGUUGACUCUGGCCGUCCUUUCACACCUGCCAACAGCAGUUUUGUAUGUCCAUGACCUUUCGGGGGAGUGUGGGACCUCACCUUCCGAUCAGUUUUCAAUAUACAAAGAACUCAGAGAAAGGUUCACUGGGCAUUUAUGGGUUGAUGUCGUGUCAAAAUGUGAUCUGUUGAAGACUUCUCCUGUGGUCUAUGCAACAGAUGAGCCGCAUCCCUUACAAUCUGAGCUUGAGAACUACCGGAAAUCAGGUCCUGAUGGAGCUAUUAAUGUAUCUGUGAAAACACGAGAAGGGCUACUUGAGUUGAAGCAGAGAGUGCAUGAACUGCUUAAUUUACAGAUGGAGAAGAUAAUAGAUACAACUAAAAGCCAGGAGAACUGAGAAGUGCCACUCCAGUAAGGUUGAAAUCCUAAUUUGUGAUGGAACUUCCUGGUCAAAUAGGUAUUCUGAAACCUUCACGGGCCUGAAUAUCUGCUAAAAUAAUUAUGCAGCUAUGUGGCCAGUCUAGCAUGAAGAGAAGCAAAGGCUUCAUUACUUCUCUUCAAGCAAUUCAGCAUUGUACAGUAUUGAGUGAGUGGUAGGCUGAGCCUAGGAAUUUUUCCCAGAAAAUGUUUGGUGGGGAAGAUCAUGUUCCCAUAUUGAACCUUCUUGAAGAAACAAGAAAUGUGUUUUUUUAUCAUUUUCCAGUCCUUUGGUUUUUUGCCUGCAGCUUGUGUAAUCUUUAACAUUUUAAAGGCCCUAUCGUAAGAAGUCAUCAUAAAUUGGUUAA
Vigna umbellata (rice bean) is the source of this 1813-nucleotide messenger RNA. RefSeq lists its product as uncharacterized. Gene Ontology annotation, molecular function: GTP binding. The record is from RefSeq and is a predicted model, not a curated record. NCBI's taxonomy places the organism in Eukaryota, Viridiplantae, Streptophyta, Magnoliopsida, Fabales, Fabaceae.